Molecule: messenger RNA, 4301 nt
Organism: Castor canadensis (American beaver)
Lineage: Eukaryota; Metazoa; Chordata; Mammalia; Rodentia; Castoridae
Gene: Tmem123
Product: transmembrane protein 123
Cellular component (GO): cytoplasmic vesicle
Source: RefSeq, a predicted model, not a curated record
AGACCACCACCCACCACUUGUCUUCCAACCUUACAAGUGAACCUAACAGCACUGUGAAACCAUCCACUUCAGCUCCAUUGGUCUCAAGGAGCAAGAUGUCUACCACCAUGAAACCCAUAGCAACGUCCAAAAUGGUGACACCAGGGAUCUCAACAAAUGCGACUUCUACAACUAUAAAGUCUACAACCAAAACAACAAGUGUUGCACAAAACAUAACCCAGAUGUCAACAUCCACGGUGACCACAGCCCAUAGUAGUUUGCUGACCUCUCUAACAGUCACAGCAACUAUUCAUUCUAAAGAAAAUAAAGGAUCGAAAUUUGAUACUGCCAGCUUUGUUGGUGGUAUUGUAUUAACGCUGGGAGUUCUAUCUAUUCUUUACAUUGGAUGCAAAAUGUAUUAUUCAAGAAGAGGCAUUCGGUACAGAACCAUUGAUGAACAUGAUGCCAUCAUUUAAGGAAAUCCACGGUCCAAGGAAAGAAGUCUGCAGCCUAUCAAUUGAUUUGGUUUAUUUUUAGUUUAAAACAAUAUUCUCUUCUUGAAAUUAAUGUAAGCAGGUCAUGCGUGCAGUGUACAGUGUAUAUAAACGUGUAGAAGGGCAUGGUUUGCAUAUUUAGGUAUUUGGAGCUAACGUAGUUCAUACAGUGAUGCUGUUCACUUUUAGCAAAUAUGCAGACAAGACCUAUCUUUUGUGUGUGUGGCAUUGGUCACAUAGGACCAGCGAUUGAAAGACAUCACAGUUAGAGGGCAGCAUGCCAUCUGGUGUACAGUCAAGGAGCUUGUCACAACACUCAGGAUUUUCAUGUUUCUUCAGUACUUUUCAGAGCUAGGUAUGUCCUAAUUACUCAAUGCCACACAACAGAAAUUAUCCCAUUGGGAAGACUGGGUCUGAAGCAUAAGUUAAAGUGUCAGCAUUUAUGUUUCAAAGUAGUUGGUCUAGCUACAGAAUCCAUACUCCCCCCAAAAUAAAAUCUUCAAAUAAAGCCCCAGACUGCUUUGCCCUAGUAGAGACCCAGUGGAGAGCUGCAUUUUUACUAGCUUUUGAGCAAUGUUAGUUGUUUUUUUUCUCUGUAUAAUUCAGGCAAACUGCAGUGCUUAACAUAAUGUCUUAAAGAUGCAGAUAAAAGACUGGCAUUAUAGGAAAAACUCCUCAGUUAGAUUAUUUGCUACUGUGAAAAAUAUUGUCACCACUGGAAAUUGCUUUUAUUUCAUAUUCACUUGUCAAUUUUAAUUUUAUAUUCAGUGAAUAUUUUUUAAGAAAUGUGGAGCUGCUUGUAUCUGGAAAUUUUUAGUGGAAUGUAAAAAUAACUUUUUUUUAAAAGCCCUUUAUAUGAUUUCCAAAACAAUAUUUACAAGUCUGUAAUCAUCAAAACUAUAGAUUAAUGCUGUUUUUAUUAAACCAGGGAUUGUGAGGUCUCCCCAGGGUACUAAACCUGCAGGCUGAAAAUGCUGCAUUUUUGUACACUGUCAACUUUACUCAGAUUUGGGGAAAUGACAUUUUUAUACUUUAUAAUGUAUUUUGGAAUAAAGUGUUGCAUUUUCCUUCUUUAGGUAUCCCUGUAGACCACUCCUCUUCCUCUAUUGCUGGAGGAGAGCUAAUCUCAGAUGCACUAUGUUAAGAGAAAAAGCACAGUGUUAGAGAAACACCAAUGUUAGCCAAUACACUAACACUGGAGUGUUUUUAGUUUUACAGUUUAUAUUCCAACACUCAAACUCAGGGUCAAGUUUUAAUAAAAGAGGUAUUUAGUUACUAAAUACCAAGAUGACAUUUCUGUCCUAGAGGGCCAAUGUAAAUCACACCAAUUUCUGAAAGUCUGAAAAUGAGCUAACAUGUCCUAACGGAUACACGCCUACACUUAGUAAAACUUUUAUGAGCAUGCUUAGAUACCAAGAUUUUGAUGUAAAAGGUAAUGUUGACGUCUGUGCAUCGGCCAGUUGGUGUGAUGGACAUGGAUCUGUCCCAUCUGUAAACUGAGUGUGGCGGAAACUGGAAUACGUAUGGCUAGAUUGAUUUGAAAAGAAAUGUGGGCGGAUGGGUAAAUUGUAUGUUUCUAGCUUGGCUCGAACUGGUUGUGCAACCACUGCUUUCAUUUGUUUGCAAGAUGGAGGUGAGGUGUACAGUGAUGAGGGCCUUUGCAGUUUAACUUCUCUUGGAACGUCAGUGGCAGCCUGAAGUUUUUCUGGAAUACUUGUUUCUUCAGCACUUUGAAGAUUUGCCUUUGCAGUACCCGCUGCUUUUUUGGCUAGGAAGUAAUGUAGUCAGAUCUUUUCUCUGUAUAUAAGCGCUGUGAUUCGUUACUGUCAGUGCAGUUGUUUUUAUCUGCAGGAAUUGAAAAAGGCAGUAAUGAAAACAACAGUACUUUGAAACACACUUACGUGUCUUCCUAGUUAGGGUUAACCAAACGCUCAGUCUUCUUUUCAUUCCUUGACAAUAUACUUACUUGAAGAUAAAAACAAUCCAGAUGUAUGUCUAAAAACCAGGCAGAGGCCACUCUGGUUUUUAAAAAUCCAUAAAAAGGAUAAUUCAAAUAUAGACAAAUGAGACAAAUAUAUUGGCAGUAUAUUACAGUAGUGAUAAUUUUGUAUUUUCCAAAAAAAAUUAAAGCAAAUUCCUGUUACCCUUUUUUCUAUGAUAAUGGCCAGCUUUUGGUAUUUCAUUGUUACUGAGGUCUAUUUUUAGAAUAAAACCUGUUUUCCAUUUAACAUUUUUAGAGUUUUCUUUUUCAUGUAGAUAGGCUUGGACUUUAUUUCUGCAGUGACAUACUUAGAGUUGAACAGAAAUAAAAGGCCUACAGGUACAGCAAAGCCAGGUUCUCGGGCUGGGUCAAAGAGGUCCCUCUCCAGCAGGCUCACAGAGAAGCAUCCACUCCUUUCCACCAGUUUUGGAAUUUUGCCGGCUUUGCGCUCAGUGAUUUCUUCAGAACCCUUAGGUGGCAGAUCAUCUUCAUACUGGCUGUCCUUUGUUUGAACCACGAAUGCACUUUCAGCAUGCCUCGACAGUUCACCUCCUCAAGGUGCCAUGUCCCCAGCCUUUAUUCCCAGCUUUUCCUGAAGGGCCUGGAAGCUGCAGUUGUGCUGGCUUCUGAUUGUACAUCACACACUCAGUGGACGUCCUUGUAAAACUUCUGCAGCCUGUUUGUCAAAGAGGUAGGCACCCAGCCACAUUCAUUGUGCCUUCAGACUGAGUCGAGUCCAGAACUAGAGCACAGCUGCUGCUUUGUGUCCUCCUGGCUAGUUUUUUAUUAGAGACUAUCCUGCAAUUUCUGGUGUGAAAACAAAUGGAGUUUGUGUUAUUUUCGGGAGUGUCUGCACAAAUGAGGCUCUUCCAGUGCCAUUUUGCACAGCUGUCUUCCUCCUGCAGCUGUAGUUGCAGCCCUCCCUGGGGGUUUGUCAUUGCUGCUACCUGCUGUCCUGUCCAGAGCCCUUGGUUCUCCUGUGCCUCAAACUAAGGCAGGCACAGGAGUGGCCACUACUUACCCCAAACCUCCUUACCCAUUGUGCAGUGAGGCCAGCUGCCUCAGCCAGACCCUAACAUUUGGUUUUGCCUCAUUUUAUUAAAUUCAAGAAAAAUUAACAGAAAAGCCAAAAAUAAAAGGGCAGAUUUCAAGUGCUGAGCUGACAUUAUAAAGAGGGAUUCUAGGUGUGGUUGCCUAGAUAUGUUGACAGCACUAUCUAAAACUUUGUACAAAGGCAAAUUCUUAGGACCCUGCCCAGACCUAUUGAAUCAGAAACUGUAGGUGCUGCAACCCAGCAAAAAAAUCUUAUACACCAGAGUCUGAGAACCACUGGCUUUCAAGUGAACCUGCCUUUAUUUUGUUGGGCAGAAGUUUUUAAAUAAAAAGGCUACAAAUACAUUAUUUUCCACAUCCCUUCUCUUCAUGUCUAGCUGUAAUGUAUAUCUGAGAAUAAAUGAAGUAUCUGCUAUUAAAAGUGUGCCAUCAUAAGGAAAUCCUGUGUGUAAUAAGGUGCCCUGUAGGGAAGCCUGAUGUCAGAGUGCGUGGGUUUAAAUGUUUUACUGCUUUCUUGCUCUAGGACCUUGGGGAAGCUGCUCCUCUCCUCCAUGUAUUUGACACCUAAGAUCAAGGGGCUUGUGCCUCGUCACAUGUGGAAAGGCAAAGAGCAAGAGGGAACGGUGGCAUCCAUAGCACCCGCCUGACCUAAACACCUUACCUCUAAAGCUCCCAUUUCCGAUACCGUCAUGUUGGCGAUUCAAUUCCAAAAUAAGUUCUGGAGGAGACCAACAUUGAAGCUGUAGCAGAUCCUGGGUGGCACAGAGUAAUGCUUAAAAGUCUUACUAAUACAG